Messenger RNA from Onychostoma macrolepis, 1628 nucleotides. It is a transcript of the gene grinab, whose product is annotated as glutamate receptor, ionotropic, N-methyl D-aspartate-associated protein 1b (glutamate binding). NCBI's taxonomy places the organism in Eukaryota, Metazoa, Chordata, Actinopteri, Cypriniformes, Cyprinidae. Gene Ontology annotation, biological process: negative regulation of apoptotic signaling pathway. The transcript has 7 exons. Gene Ontology annotation, cellular component: Golgi apparatus; membrane; endoplasmic reticulum. Bases 185 to 1177 code for a protein of 330 amino acids. The record is from RefSeq and is a predicted model, not a curated record.
UGCGCCGAUAGGCGGCGCUCGUCUGAUCUUUCUGACGGAAGCGCGCUCGCGAGACGAGCCGGAGUGUUUACAAAGAGAAGAUUGUUUUGCUUAAAAUCUACGAGUUAAAGUUUAUUAGCUUAAUUAAGAGCUUAAACUUCAGUUGUUACUCUACAGUCCGCAUCGAUAAAAGUGAGAUCCAGUCAUGGCACAAAACAAAAGCGGCUACACUCGUUUUGAAAACCCUCCUCAUGUCUCCGGCGUGGAUCAGCCUCCGGCGUAUGAAGCCGCUGUUCCUCCGAACGCUGGCGUUCCCGUCGUUAUUCCCAUCGGACCGCCGUACCCUCCACCCAACGCUUUCGGGAACCCCAUGUACGGACCGGGAGUCUGUGGAUAUCCAGCGCAGCCGUAUAUGACCGAUCCACACAGCGGCGGAGCCUACGAACAACCGCUUCCAUACGAAGUGGCGAUGGGUGAUCCGGGACACAGCGAUGCUCCGCCGGACUACGACAACGAGCAGUUCAUCGGCUCUGGACUCGAUAAUAAAGCCGUCAGAAGACUGUUCAUCCGCAAGGUUUUCGCGGUCUUGAGUCUUCAGCUGGCCGUGACCUGCGGCUUCGUGGCCGUCUUCACUUUUGAGCCUCACGUCAAGCUGUUCGUGAUGAACAACGUCUGGACGUACUGGGUGGGCUACAUGGUCUUCCUCGUGCCCUACCUAGUGAUCCUGUGCUGCGGAGAUUUUCGCAGGAAGCAUCCGUGGAACCUCGUUUCUCUGAGUAUCCUGACGCUGGCGAUGUCUUACAUGGUGGGAGUGAUUUCCAGCUUCUACGACACUGAUAUCGUGAUGAUGGCCAUCGGCAUCACGGUGCUCGUCUGCUUCACGGUCAUCGUCUUCUCUCUGCAGACCAAAUAUGACUUCACUUCCUGUUACGGCGUGCUGUUCGUCUGCCUCAUCGUCAUGAUGUUCUUUGGGAUCCUGUGCAUAUUCAUGUACAACAGGAUUCUGGACCUCAUCUACUCGACGGUGGGCGCGCUGAUCUUCACCUGCUUCUUGGCCGUGGACACGCAGCUGCUUCUCGGGAACAAGAAUCUGUCCCUGAGUCCCGAGGAAUACGUCUUCGCCGCGCUCAACCUGUAUCUGGACAUCAUUUAUAUCUUCUUAUACCUUCUGCGGAUCUUGGGAAGAGGCCGUGGUUAAAAGUGCAGCGCUGGAGGAAGAAACACAUGCGAGCGGUUACAGAUGAAGCGUCUCAUUUACUUCUGUGUUUUACAUUUGCUUUCUUGUUUUCACUUUCAUAUGCAGAGAAGGCUACAAUGAAAGCGUUUGUCCGUCCUGAAACGUAAACGAUGUCCAUCAGUGCUAUUAAUAUAAUCAAGAGCAAAUGCACUGGAUCUUCCACUCUGUUUGUUUAUGUUAUCUGUUCUUGAUUUUUAUACAUUCUGUUUUUAUCUUAAGAAGGGAAUUUUAUCGACAAAUCCAUUUUGGACUUUUUUUCUCACAAAUGUGACCCUGCAGCACAAAAGCAGGCAUAAGUAGCACAAGUAUAUUUGUAGAAAUAGCCAACAAUACAUUGUAUGGGUCAAAAUUAUAAAUUUUUCUUUUAUGCCAAAAAUCAUUAUGAUAUUAAAUAAAGAUCAUGUUCCAUUAA